GUUCUCAAUCCAAAGGCAAAAUGGUUAAUGAUGGGCAAGAAAUCGAUUUAUUGGAACCAACCACAUUAAAACUUUCCGAUCUUCCAUUCGACAUCAUACACGAGAUUGUGGGAAAAAUGACAACAUUUGAAAGACUUCGCACUCGAUAUUUAUUCCGAAACUACUGCAACGCUGUGGAAACCGUUGGCUUCAAUACUGUCAAAUUUUGGUUUUCAAGAUAUUCGUCCAAAUUAAUUUUAGACGAUAUUGAGAUCAAUUACAAGGAUAUUGGUGGAUCAUGUGAUGUUUACAGUUCAGAUACAAGAAAGAAAAUCCAAGGAGGAAAUCAUUUGGAAUUGGCAUUCGGUUAUCUUCAAAGUUUUUUGAAAUCCCCACAUUUCAAAGUUGAAACUUUAUUUGUUCAUUUUUCCGAUGUAAUGAGAGAUGAAACAUUGGAAAUGUUCAAAACUAUCCGAGGCCUGCGAGUUAAAAAUGCCGUUUUUGAAAAUCUGAAUGAAUAUGAGUACGCCCAGAUUUUACAAGCUUUCAAACCAUGCAAACUACGGAAUAUAACUCUUUCAAAUUUCGGAUUUAUUAGCUUAGAGCGAGUUGUUCAUUUGAAGCAAUGGAAAGGUGCCAAAAAGUUGACAGCAAUUGGAGGAUCUUAUUCAUUGCCAAUUGAAAGUUUAUUCAAUUUCGAUGAUUUUCAUAUAGAUUUGCUCACGUUCACAGAAGAAGACGCUAUUAAAAUCAAAGACAUCCUCACUGAAUCUGAUACUUUUCGUCGUGGAAUUAUCAACUUCCCAAAUACAAAAAUGAAAAAAUUCGCAAAACCUUUCGAUACACUCUACGUCGAUGGAAAAGCCGAUUUAACAAUCAAAGCCAACAACGCAGUUUUCAAUAUUUCAUUUGGUUCUAAAUAUUUCUCAAUUAAGAAACUUGCCAAAUUUUAAUUUUUAAAUGUUACCAAAAAUUCUUUACGGUUUCAAUUAUUUGUUUUCUCAUAAUAUUCAAUAUAACCAAAUUACACUUUUUUCUGAACUUUUUGAAAUUGUUUCUGUUAGCACUUUGACCGAAUAAAUAUUGUACAAAAUG
Messenger RNA from Caenorhabditis elegans, 1074 nucleotides. It is a transcript of the gene fbxa-83, whose product is annotated as DUF38 domain-containing protein. Lineage: Eukaryota; Metazoa; Nematoda; Chromadorea; Rhabditida; Rhabditidae. The transcript is spliced from 4 exons. The record is from RefSeq and is marked reviewed. Bases 21 to 932 code for a protein of 303 amino acids.